Molecule: messenger RNA, 1434 nt
Organism: Mya arenaria
Lineage: Eukaryota; Metazoa; Mollusca; Bivalvia; Myida; Myidae
Product: carboxypeptidase N subunit 2-like
Exons: 3
Coding region: 44-1399 (451 amino acids)
Cellular component (GO): extracellular matrix
Molecular function (GO): protein binding
Source: RefSeq, a predicted model, not a curated record
CUUCGUUUUGACGGCUUUAAUGUUUAGUUCAUCUUGAGGAAGAAUGCAUCUCCACUUCUCAGCUAUCCUUCUGGCACUGCUGUCAGGUACAAGCGCGUUCAUCUUUGACCAAACAUGUCACGUGCCAUUGCGAUGCUCAUGUGCGCUGCCAUUCAUAAAAUGUGAGGACAGGAUGCUUCCUCGGGUGCCGAAUUUCAACAUGACAACAAAUCAUAGCUCACUCUAUCUACAACUUCAGAACAAUCGAAUAUUACUUGUGCAAGAUUUGGCAUUUGACGGACUCAAAACAGACAAACUUUAUCUCGAUAUGUCCGUCAAUCGAAUUCACAGCAUUGGCGAUAACGCUUUCAGUGGAUUGGAGGAUGCCAUUACAGUAUUAAAACUUGAACAUAAUAUGCUAACAUCAAUCCCCAAGGUACUGGCGAACCUCACGAAACUGACAAUAUUGCACAUUCAUGACAAUCCAAUCCAGACAUUUGAUGGUAGCGUCAUGUCCACGCUUGGGGAUCACUUGGAGACGUUUUAUGUUGGUUCACAUGAUUUAACCAUCUGGCCCGACGAAUUCCGUUACUUGGAAACACUUUCGACCUUGUAUUUGUUCAAUCUGUCUAUGGUAAAUAUCCCCCACGAUGGAUUCAGAGGGUUCGAGAGAAGCCUUAUACACUUGGUCAUAGACGGUACCAAAUUUACAACGAUGCCAGACCCCAUCUGCAGUCUGACAAGCCUCCGAGAUAUUUACUUUACAAACAACUCCAAUGACCACCCUCACAUUGAUAUCCUACCCGACUGCCCGGCUCCUUUGCAAAGUGUAACUGGAGUUUUCUUAGAUGGCAACAACUUGACGAAAUUUCCGAACGUCUUCAAGACAUUUCCAUCUGUUGGAACUCUCGAUAUUUCAAAUAAUCCAUAUUUACGUUCAAUAGAUGUGGAUUUUAAUGAGAACACGACUCUUAUCACGUUAGUUUUAAACAACAACGGAUUCAAUCACGUUCCAUAUCAACUUGGAAAACUCACACAACUGAAAAACUUACAAUUAUCUGGAAAUGACUUGAGGGAAAUCUGGAAUGGAGAUUUGAGACACCUUACACACAUUUCUCGGCUAGACUUAAGCCAAAAUCCAAUUAGAAUUAUCGAAGACUCGGCUUUUGAAAACCUGAGUUCAGUGUACUUCAUGGACCUACAUGACACCAAUCUAAAAACACUUCCACAAGCAGUUUCGGAUUUGGACCGCAUUCAAACAUUGCAGUUUGAUGGAAACACAGUAAAUUGCGAUUGCAAAGAAAUGUCUUGGAUGCAUAACUGGACUUAUAUAAACUCCGUGAAGGUGUCUGGAGAAUGUUCUAAGCCAUUCGGCAUGUCUAUUCAAACCUUUCUGUCAUAUGGUCUUGAUUCAUGCUAAUGUCAGUGUGAUAUAAUAUUUGUGAUAUAACUAAA